CUGAGAAUUUCAAUGUGAAGGUGACAAAAGGUACAAAAGCAGAAACUCUUCUGACAUUGCUGCAUUAGUCAGAUAAUGGAGCACUUGUACCUUCGGGUUUUUCUAUUUGUAUUUUUUUUUAAACAUGAAUCUAAAUGCAGUGUGACUAAGGAUGUGUCAGGUUUUAAAGAUGAAGAGGUGGCCCUGAUGUGCCCAGACUUUCAAAUUAAGGAUCCACCUGACUGCCACAGAGCUAGACUGGUGAAUUCGGAAACUACGACUAUAUUCGAGCAUCCAAAGGAAAUCCAUAAAUCCAAUCGCGUGACUUUGAAAGAAAACAGAGAGGGAAAGACAUGCAUAUUUUUGGAAAACCUGCAAAAAUCAGAUGAAGGGGUGUACGACUUUGAAGUUUGGAAAGGGUGGGAUAUGAUUAAUGCCACAAAGAUAUCCCUGAAAGUGAAAGACUGCAAAAGCCUUAAACCAGAGUUUGCAACCCCUGGUGCGACUGUAAGCCUGAACUGCUCAAUGGAUGGAGAAACAGCCCCUUCAAACAUCACAUGGGGAAAGCUGAAAGGGAAGACUUCUGUACCCGUUGAUUUGGAAAGGGUUACAAUAAACGGAGUGCACCUCACAAUCAAAUCUGUGACUGAAAAGGACAAAGGAUGGUACAAAUGUGAUUACAUGCUGAGUCAGAGUCCGCGCUGCUUAUCCAUCAACCUCCUUUUCAAAGAAGAUGUGUCUGUGACCACAAUGUUUCCAAGUUCUGCAUUUUCAGAAACUCAGGAAGCCUUUUCUCAGGUUUUUGAGACUGCUACAAAAGGAGAAGAUGAAACCUCAAGUUGGGUUAUAACCUUGGUCAUUAUCUUGAUUCUCACACUUGCAGUCUUGACAGGACUGUUUAUUUACAAGAGACGAAAAACUCCGACAAACUCUGCAGGUUGCUUUAGAGAGUCUGGGGAUGUGUAUGAGAAUGUGAAUCUUCCAUGUUCACCAGGUGCUACAAACCGAAUCAACAGCUUGUAUGCAUUCCCGGAGGAGAGUAUUGAAGUGAGUACUUUUCAAAUCUAAGAAUUCUCCGGGUGCAUGUGGCAAAACAUGAAGAUUUUACUCCAUCCUUACUCAACCAGUUUAAUCAAUGCAUUUACGAUGUUGUUUAAUCAAAAACUGAUCACUCAUACUGUACAUUUUUAAAUACACCAUGUUAGUGCUAGGUUUGACUUCCUUUUUCCUCCAGAACUGCCAUCUUUGUGCCAUAGAUUCAACCUUUGGCAGAUGUACACCCAAAUGUGAGUUUUCCACAGCUUCCCAAACGGCUUUACUUGGUGACAGGGAAGGCUGAUGGAAUAGGGGAACUUAGUGAAAUGUUACAGAAAGUUUGUGAUGGUUUGAGCUGUGAAAAGCAGCCGUCAGAAGAGAGGUAGACUAUAGUCCUAAAAAGAUAAAAAUAAAUAGCAGCACUCUACAGAACUCUGGCUUUUGAAAAUGUAAAGUUGGCACAAAGAGUGCCACAGAAAAAAUGUUACAACAUGAAGUGUGAUAACACAGUUACAGUAAGGGAGAACUUUUAUUUUGUAUCUUACGCCACUACCUGAACAUUGCAGCUAUAAUCCUGAUCAAUUGGUUAAGUUUAUAUAUAUUUCAAAUGUUGUCUGCGUUUGUUGAGCAUAGAUUUGAUUCUUUCCCUUAGCUGACAGGAGAGAUGACUACUGUGGUGUUUUGCUUUGGUUUUCCUUGUAUUGUGCAUCCAGAUUCCCCAGCCUUUGGUUGCAACUAGUAGCUUGAGAUACUGUCACCUUUCUGUUGCUUCAAACCAGCCUGCCUGUUCUCAUUUGACCUUUUAGUUGCCGCCUACUGGAAACAUUUUAGUUUUUUUCCUUUUAAUCUCCAGAGAUUGUUAUGAGUGAAUAUCUAAGUAGAUAAGCAGUUAGACCGCUACACCUUGCAUUAACAAUCUUGCAGCUUCUGUGAGCUGUCUGCACUACCGCUUGAUGUCUGAGUGCAUAGGUACAAUGUGAUUGGCUGAUUUGUUAUUGGUGUUAACAAGCAAUCAGAAAGGUGUAGCCAAUAAAGUGACCGGUGACUAUAUUUUAAAUUAACUGCAUCCUUUAAGUGAAAUCAAUCUUACAUUGUUGUCUUGCAAAAGGUUUUAUUUCUUUCAAAAUGUGAAAAUACAAGUCAUUUUGUAAAUCAUGGUCAUUGUGUUGGACAAGAAAAACAAUUCAGAAUUUAAAUAAAGACAAAGAUCAAUGUUCAUUUCCUUCCUCUAGUUUACAGCUUGUAAUAAACUGUAGAAACCAUCA
Cyprinodon tularosa is the source of this 2279-nucleotide messenger RNA. RefSeq lists its product as uncharacterized. The record is from RefSeq and is a predicted model, not a curated record. NCBI's taxonomy places the organism in Eukaryota, Metazoa, Chordata, Actinopteri, Cyprinodontiformes, Cyprinodontidae. The transcript is spliced from 8 exons. Bases 76 to 1047 code for a protein of 323 amino acids.